UCCUUGAGAAAAGCGGUAGUGGUAGUAGUCUGUUGGUGUUUCGCUUAGGGAAGCGAUCAUUUUCAUAUCAGUUUGUGUUUAUGUGUCUACACGUCCGUUUAGUUUAGUUAAAUCAUAAUUAAGGUCAUUUGUGUUAUGGAACUAGAUAAAAUGGACGAGAACGACUGGAAAUACCACGGAGAGGGUAAUAAGAGUCUAGUUGUCUCUCAUGUUCAGCAUUCGCAAGUCCUUCGCCUUUUGAAAUACCCCACAGAAGAUGCUGAACACGCACACCAGACAUCGGAGCAGGCCUUCAAACACAUCCAGAACAUUGUGGAAUUCAGUAAGAACGUCAUGAAGCCUCUUCUCGGAGAGACCUGCGUCCACCACGGGGAAGCCGUUAAACUCCCCUUGGAUUUUCUGAGGCAGCUGUCCUUAAAGGUCCAACAGGAGCGGCCAGAGUCGCGCUGUGACAAGGUGAUGGACACAUUCAGCGGCUGCGCGCUGUGCCUGCCCAACCUGACGCAGCUCUCUGCCUGCCGCCUCAGCGACCGCGGGCCGCAGCUCUGCAUCGAGAUCAAGCCAAAAUGUGGAUUUCUGCCAUCUUCACAGCUGAUCAUGAAGGAGGUCAAGCGUAGGGUGUGUCGGUUUUGCAUGCACCAGCACUUUAAGAUAGCUAAUGGAAAGUGGAAGCGGAUGAGCAGAUACUGUCCUCUGGAUCUGUUUUCAGGGAACAAACAGAGAAUGUACUUGGCAAUUAAACACUUACUAGAAGAACCACAGAACAACUUAAAAAUUUUCAAGAAUGGUGAGCUGAUCUACGGCUGCGAGGAGGUUGCGUCCUGCCAGCAGGACCUGGAUGCGCUCGCGUGCCACCUUGGCCCGUACUUCCCCCCGCAGGACACCGAUGCGCCCGUCAACGAGCUCAUCCAGGCCAUCGUGGGCGCGCUGCUCGACAGCCCAGGAUGCGACCACGCCGGGGAUCACUGGAGAGCGCCCCCUGUGGAUGGCUGUACUUACUGCGAGGGCAGCCCACUGCCUUGUGAACUGCUCCAGAACGGGAACCACAGCCUGCCCAAGGAUUGCAUCUUGCACAAAAUACUUCAAGCUCAAAUGCUGGACAACCUUGACAUCGAAGGGGUUUACCCCUUGUACAAGCGAGUUGAGCGGUACCUUGAGGAAUUCCCUAAAGAGAGGGGAAAGCUACAGAUAGAUGGGCCCUACAAUGAAAAAUUCUUGGAAAAACUGAAAAACUGUCCAGCUGAAGAUGACGGUUCCAUUGAAUAUCCUGUUGGAAAGGUUCACCAGUACAGAGUAUCGAUGACAGCCAAAGACUGCUCCAUCCUGAUCGCCCUCUCACCAUGCGGAGAGGAUGAACUACUGGAGCCCAACCUGGAUUUACAGGCUCCAAAGCCCAGGUUCACAUACUCCGUGUCCAUCUUAGAUUUAGACCCCAAACCGUACGAGAGCAUCUCUCACCAGUACAAACUGGACUCAAAAAUCGUGAACUACUAUCUGUGGAACACGCAGGCCAAUCAGAACAAGCCGCACGCACCAGCAACGCAUGUCUACCUGGAGAGAGAUGCUCAGGACUGCACCCUAGUGUUCCAGGCUGUCUAAACAUCCGCGCUCCCGUCACCUGCACGGAGCAUACUUUAGUUAUGCAAAGUGGACCUAGAUACCUCCUCCCUCCCCCCCAACCCCCCUCCUGCAAAGCUGAAUGCCGUUCUUGCUGAGUGAAUGUAAGUUGGACUGUGGUAUAAAGUUGUCGUUCCUCGAUCUGCUGCCUAUUUCCCGAGAUUGGUCUCGAGCAGUAUGACAUGCCUUCACUAUGUCAUAGAGGCAGAGCUGGAUGGAUCCUGUACCUUAGGCGGUUUGGACGCCCAUUCGAUCAUACAGAAUUCUGCCGUAGGUGCAGAAUCUAACGUGCGCUUUGACUUUUCAAUUGGCUCCGAUCUUGGUCUGUUUAAGCAACAUAAGAAAAAAAAAAAAAAAAAAAA
Molecule: messenger RNA, 1979 nt
Organism: Paramormyrops kingsleyae
Lineage: Eukaryota; Metazoa; Chordata; Actinopteri; Osteoglossiformes; Mormyridae
Gene: ippk
Product: inositol 1,3,4,5,6-pentakisphosphate 2-kinase
Biological process (GO): inositol phosphate biosynthetic process
Cellular component (GO): nucleus
Molecular function (GO): ATP binding; inositol-1,3,4,5,6-pentakisphosphate 2-kinase activity
Source: RefSeq, a predicted model, not a curated record